AUGAAAAGAUUAUCAAGUUUAUAUACAGUUGGUAAAUACCAUUGUCAAUUCUUUGGAUUAUCACCAACAGGUAGUGUUGGAUUUCAACAGCAGAAUAAUAAUCAUGAGCGUUAUGGAUUGACAAGUUCGGCAUCAUUGUCAAAGUUGGGUUCAAAUGGUGGUUCAUUAAUGUCUUUAAAGAAUGGUUCAACUAGACACUACUUUAAGAAUACUUCAAAUUUGUUUGAUAGUAUCUCAAAGAAAAAGGUUAGUGCUGCAUCUAGUGUUUCACACUCUACCACUAUACUGUCGUCCAAGGAAUUGGAUGAUCUAUUGCAUCAAGCUAGUGCAUUGGUGGAUCAAGGUUCUACUGAAGAGUCGAUUAGUCUAUUGUCAGAGGCUAUUGAAUCGUGUCCAGCGGAUCCACGAGCCUAUGGUCUACGUGCCGAUCUCUACGAACACACUCGUCAAUAUCAACAAGCCAUACCAGACUAUAGAAAGGUGGUAGAGUUGCUACCAGAGAGUAUCCCUGCACUCUCUUCGUUGGCCGAUUGCUAUGCUUCGCUCGACGACUAUGCCACUGCCAAGAAAUUGUUGGAGCAAGCUGUUGCCCUUGACAAGGACUAUCUCCCAGCUCUUGGAUCGUUGGGUGAUUUGCAUGUAAAGACUGGUACACUCGAUCGUGCUCUCAAGUACUAUGAACGUGUCGUAGAGUUGCAACCACACAAUCUCAACGGUCUACUUGGUCUUGGACACGUUGCCUUGAAGCAAGGCAGCACAGAUAGUGCCGUCAAGUUGUACCAACGCGUUGUUCGUUUGGGUGCCUCGCAAGCAGAGUCACUCAACUAUGCCACCGGCGUAGACACCAACUUGAUGCGUCUCAAAAAGUCGGCAGAAUACAACCCAAUCUACUCGGCCUCUAUCUGUCUGGCCAAUAUCCACGAAAGACACGGUCGAUUUGACAAUGCUUUGGAAGCUAUCAACACGGCCAUCAAGAUACAUCCAGGCAGUGUCUAUGCACACAGCAUCUGUGCCUCUAUCCAUCUCCGCAACAAAGAGCCACUCAAAGCCAUCGAUACAAUCGACAGUGCUCUUCGUGUCGAUCCAAACAAUGAAUUUGCCAAAACUAUCCGUGCCGAUGCCUUGAUGGAUAUGAAUCGUUUCAAGGAAUCGAUUGGAUUGUACCGCGAGGUCAUUGCCAACAUUAUGGAACGUGAUCGUCCCGACGAAGUAAACACCCGUAUAGCAAUCCUCCACAACAUGAUUGCAGCCUAUAUUGCACAACUCGGUGCUCUCACCGACUCACCACUCGACAUUGAAUCCGAUUUGGAUCUCGAAAAGGAAUCGUUGGCCGAAAUCCUUGGUUGUCCAGAAAACCUCCAAGACCUCUCAAAGAAUGCUCGUCGUCUCACCAAGAUCUUGGGACAAUUGAGUAUAGUCACUGGCCAAGAGGAAUCAGAUUCCAAACGUUAUCUUUUGGCCCUCAUCGAUGCCCUCAACCACUUGGCUCUCACUGCCAACGAAUGUUUGUUGAUAAGACACAACACCAAAAUCGAUAUCGACAAGGAAUCCCUUUUAAAUCCAAUGGAAUCUAUUUUAUAUGAUUAUUAUUCAAUGUUAACUUCUGCAUUUGGUACAACUGAUUAA
Messenger RNA from Cavenderia fasciculata, 1626 nucleotides. RefSeq lists its product as uncharacterized. The transcript has a single exon. The coding region runs from base 1 to 1626 and encodes 541 amino acids. The record is from RefSeq and is a predicted model, not a curated record. NCBI's taxonomy places the organism in Eukaryota, Evosea, Eumycetozoa, Acytosteliales, Cavenderiaceae. Gene Ontology annotation, molecular function: protein binding.